Molecule: messenger RNA, 1782 nt
Organism: Erigeron canadensis
Lineage: Eukaryota; Viridiplantae; Streptophyta; Magnoliopsida; Asterales; Asteraceae
Product: receptor-like protein EIX2
Exons: 2
Coding region: 1-1782 (593 amino acids)
Molecular function (GO): protein binding
Source: RefSeq, a predicted model, not a curated record
AUGGAAACCACUUUUCAUUUCAGUUUUAUAUUAUUAUUCCUGUUUGUUCAAACGUAUGGCGCAAGCAGCAGCAACACCAUGAUCACCGCUUCCUCAAACGUUACAUGUAUCCAAAGAGAGCGGCAAUCACUGAGUGUAAUCAGACAAGGCCUCUUGGACGAAUCAAAUCAGCUGUCCACAUGGACAGGACUAGAAUGUUGUGAAUGGUGGGGAGUUGGGUGUGACAGGAGAACUGGUCAUGUUGUCGAACUUGAUCUUCGAUCUACAUCGUCUUUCUGGCAUGGAGGUAAGGUAAGUCCUUUCUUACUCAACUUGACGCAUUUGCGUUACUUGGACCUGAGCAUGAACUAUGUCUUUGGACAAAAUAUUCCUGGAUUCUUUGGGUCAUUCAAGUAUUUGGAAUACCUUGACCUAUCAGACUCAGGAUUUAGUGGUGCGGUCCCUCCUCAUCUAGGAAAUCUCUCAAGGUUACAAAGUCUUGAUCUUAGUAAUAAUUUCGAUUUGAUGUUGAAUAAUGAUAUGCUGUGGGUGUCUUUAUUGUCAUCGUUAAAGCACUUGGAUUUGUCAUGGAUAACAAUCGGUAACCAUAUUGAUUGGUUGCAUCCAGUUAACAUGUUACCUUCUUUGCUUACACUCAACUUGCGCUCGUGUGAUAUCAAUAUCGCCUCUAUAAAAGUCAUCAAUUUCACUUCUCUUAAUUCACUUGAUCUCUCUCUCAAUGACCUUAACUCCACCAUUCCUGUCUGGUUAUCCAACCUAACUCGCCUCAAGGAUCUACACCUUAGUGAAAACAGCUUCCAUGGGGGAAUACCAGAUUCUAUUGGAAACUUGAGCUCUCUUUCUACCAUCGACCUUUCAUUCAAUCAAUUGUCUGGUCGGAUACCUCCCUCACUUGGUGGCCUAUCAUCUCUAAGAUAUCUAUAUCUUGAGUUUACUGAAUUGAAUGGGAGCAUACCUGAAAGCAUUGGACUACUCACCAGCCUACAAGAACUCUAUCUUGGCAAUAAUAAAUUGAGUGGGAGCAUUCCCACUAGUAUUGGUCAGCUUUCAAACCUCUAUUCCCUUGUUCUUCCUCGCAAUCAAUUGAAUGGGAGCAUUCCCAAUAGUCUUGGUCAGCUUUCUAACCUCCGAUACCUUGAUCUUUCAUGGAAUCAAUUGAGUGGGGUUGUUUCUGAAAUUCACUUCGCCAAACUCUACAAUCUAACUAAGUUGGCGCUGUCUGGUAAUUCAUUGAUAACGUUGAAUAUGAGCCGUCAUUGGAUUCCUCCCUUCCAAUUGGAGUAUUUGGAUUUAAGCUCCAGCUGGAACAUGGGACCCCAAUUCCCAAACUGGCUUCAAACACAAACACAUCUACUAAUAUUAGAUCUUUCAAAUUCGAGAAUAAGAGAUACAAUACCAGAGUGGUUUCACAACAUCUCCUCUCAUCUUCAAGAAUUGGAUCUGUCCGACAACGAGAUCGGUGGAAAUCUGCCACUGAUAAAUACCAACAACACAGGGAACAACGGACUAUGUGGAAAACCACUGCCAAGAAAUUGCAAAGAAAGCAAUUUAUUAUACACUCAUGUUGGCGAUGGUGAAAGUAAAGAUAGUUUACAUGGUUUGUCAUGGUUUUAUACCGGUAUGGUCUCGGGUUUCGUUAUUGGAUUUAUGGGACUUACUGGUAGCUUGCACUUUAUUAGGAUUUGGAGGAUAACUUACUUUGAAAUGAUAGAGAAUGUUUGCAGUUGGCUAACUAUUUCAAUUCUAGUGACUCUCUCUCGAAUUAAAAGGAAGUCUUUCUAA